Messenger RNA from Hibiscus syriacus, 4532 nucleotides. RefSeq lists its product as uncharacterized. Gene Ontology annotation, molecular function: DNA binding; transcription corepressor activity; acyltransferase activity, transferring groups other than amino-acyl groups. Gene Ontology annotation, biological process: negative regulation of DNA-templated transcription. The transcript is spliced from 8 exons. Bases 124 to 4161 code for a protein of 1345 amino acids. The record is from RefSeq and is a predicted model, not a curated record. Lineage: Eukaryota; Viridiplantae; Streptophyta; Magnoliopsida; Malvales; Malvaceae.
GAUGAUGUGAAGCAACCGGUUCUUGAUUUAAAUGAUGAGCCGUUAGGGUGUUCUUUGAAAGAAGUUGAAUUUGAUAAAAAGGAAGAGAUUGAAGAAUGUAGGGAAGAUGGUGUAGUGGGUAAUAUGAAAGUUGAUGAAUUGAAUGAUGAUGAUGGGAAACAUAAGGGAUCGGUGGAGGAUAAAGUAGAUAGUAAACAAGCUAGUGUGAAGAAAGAAGUCAAGGAGGAAGGCUUAGAAUGUAAAUUGCAGUUCUCUGGCAGGGUUUUGCGAUCAAGGUCUGCAGUGAAAACCGUGAGUGUGAUCGAAGGUGAUAAGGUUGAGCAUAGGGUUGUUAAAACUGAAGAUGGAAAUAGUUCUGAGAUGAAAACAGUUGAAGUAGUUAAGGAGGGGAAUGAUCAGUCUCAUGGUGAGGUGAAGAAUGCACACGGAAAGGUGGAUGAGUUGGAAAAGCGUAAGCGUGGGAGACCACCCAAGUUUCAGGGGAAGAAUGGGUUUGAGAAGAAGACACUUAAGCGGCAAGUAGGAGAGAGUUGCCCAGAUGGUCAAGUCAGGAAGAAGCUCAAGCGUAAGCGUGGGAGACCACCCAAGGUAUUGGGCAAUGACAGGUAUGCGAAGAAAGGAUUUACUACUGAACCAAGGGAGAGGGGUCGCUUUGAUGGGGAUGUUAGUAAGGAGUCAAAGGGUAAUCGCGGUAGACCACGGAAGGUGCAGGAGAAUAGUGUGUUUGAGAAGAAAGGAAUUAAAGUGGAAGCAGAAGAGAGUGAUAAGUCUAAUGUUGGUGACAUUAAGAUGUCAAGUCAUAAUCGUGGGCAUGGCAGACCGGUAAAGGGGCAGAGGACUCAGGGGGUUGAGAAGGAAGCAGGAGAGAGUUAUGACUCUGAUGUUGAGGCAAGGAAGGCAGCAAACCACAAGCAUGAGUCACCACCCAAGAUGAAUAUCGAUGAUGGGGUUGAGAUGACAGCUGUUGAUGCAGAAAUGGGAGAAGGCGGCCACUUUGAUUGUGAGUCAAGGAUGAAGGUCAUGCGUCAGCGUGGGAGACCACCUAAAGUUCAGGGCAAUGAUGGAUCACCGGAUAAACGAGUUGAAUUGGAAAUGGAAGAGAUUGAUCAACGCAAAAGCAAGUUAAUGGAAGGUGUGAUCUGUAGGCAUGCAAAACCAGCAAAGCUGCAGGGUGGUAGUAAGGGUUUGAAGGUUAUUGAUAGGAGAAAAAGGUUGGGUGGGCUAAGAAGAGGCAGAAAGAAGUUGAGGGGUAAUUUAAAGUUUAAUACGGCUGCUAAUACUUCAUAUUCGGAGAAGAGAUUGAUUGAGAAAGAAGCAAAUCUUAAGAGGUCUGCAAAUAAGGAUAGAUUUGAUGAUAUGGAAAAGAAUGAGAGCAAGGCUUCCCUAUCAGGGGAUGAAAAGGGAGUAAAGAAAGUAGGGGAUGAAGGUGAAUUGAAAAGGUCAGAAGCAAAACAAGCUUUGAGAGAUCGAAUCGUGAAUAUGCUAAAAGCAGCAGGUUGGACAAUUGAUUACAGGCCUCGGAAUAAAAGAGAGUACAAUGAUGCAGUGUAUGUUAACCCUGAAGGAAAGACUCACUGGUCGGUUACUUUGGCCUACAAGGUGCUUAAAAACUAUUAUGAGAGUGGUGACUCUCAGACUUGCCCAAAUGGCUUUGUAUUUACUCCAAUUCCUGAAGAAGAACUUAGCAUCCUGAAAAGAAUAGUUACGAAGAAACGGGCUGGAAAAAAGAAACCAAAAGGGGAGGAUGAUGAUAUGGAGGAUGAUGAGCAAUUUAAAAAGAAAACGAACAAACGAAAAAGGAAAUGGAAGGACAAUGAGAAAAAGAAAAAACAAAAGCUACUGAAAAAGAAGCUUCAUGAAGAGGAAAACUCUGAUGGUACAAUACAAAGGGAAAACCAAAUGUCAAGCAGGAAUCGUAAGCUACAGCAGACACAAAAGAGAAAGCAAUAUGCUUUGCUGGUCCGCAACUCAAUGGAUGGAGCUGAAUCUGAUAAUGAUGGUUAUGUGCUAUAUGAAGGAAAGCGAACUCUACUUUCUUGGAUGAUUGACUCGGGCACUGUUCCACAGGAUGCGAAUGUGGAAUAUUUGAUUCAAAAAAGAACACGUACUCAUGAGAGUAAGUCCGGUAGGAUAACAAGGGAUGGCAUCCAAUGCAACUGUUGUAGUGAUGUCUUCACCAUUGCAGAAUUUGAAACUCACGUGGGGAGCAAAAGCCUUCGACCUUUUCAGAAUAUAUGUUUAGAAACAGAAGUUCCCCUGUUGCAAUGCUUAUUAGAUGCAUGGAACAAACAACAGCAUUCUGAACGUAAGGGCCUCCAUUUUGUGGAUUUUGGUGGUGAAGACCCAAAUGAUGAUACCUGUGGUAUUUGUGGGGAUGGUGGUGAUUUGAUCUGUUGCGAUGGUUGCCCAUCUACAUUCCAUCAAAGUUGCUUAGAUAUGGAAGCAUUCCCUUCAGGAAACUGGAACUGUGUUUACUGUACAUGCAAGUAUUGUGGGAUGGUUGGAAAUACACAUCAAAGGGGAAAAGACGACGAUGCAGUUCCUACAGUUCUAACAUGCCAUUUAUGUGAAGAAAAAUAUCACGAGCCAUGUAUUCAGCCAAUGGAUGCUUUUGAUGACGAUUCAAGUAGUGCAUUCUUUUGUGGGAAGAGAUGCAAAGAGUUGUUUGAGAGACUUCAAAAGCUAGUUGGGGUUAAACAUGAACUUCCAGAAGGCUUCUCAUGGACCCUUGUUCAGCGGUUUGAAAUCAGUUCAGAUCUUUGUCUCAAUGAAGCAUAUCAGAAGGUUGAAUCAAAUUCAAAACUAGCUGUUGCAUUAUCUGUGAUGGACGAGUGCUUUUUGCCUCUUGUUGACCACAGAAGUGGGAUCAAUCUGAUUCAUAAUAUUGUCUAUAAUUCUUGGUCAAACUUCACUAGGCUAAACUACAGUGGUUUUUACACUGCUAUUCUAGAGAGGGGGGAUGAGGUUAUCGCUGCGGCAUCCAUUCGGAUCCAUGGAAACCUGUUAGCUGAGAUGCCUUUCAUUGGGACGCGGUAUUCUUAUAGGCGUCAGGGGAUGUGUCGUCGUCUUCUUUGCGCGAUUGAAUCUGCCCUUAGCUCCCUGAAUGUUGAGAAAUUAGUCAUUCCUGCAGUCCCGGAACUGAGGGAAACAUGGACUUCUGUCUUUGGUUUCAAACCACUUGGAACUGCAUGCAAGCCGAAGAUGAGGAACAUGAAUAUGCUGGUCUUUCCUGGUGUAGAUAUGUUACAGAAACCUCUGCAGACAAAUGUUACGGAGGAGCCGAUAACAGGUGAUGUGUCCUAUAAAUCUGGAGAGAAGUGUUCGAUUAUGUUUGAUCUGAAUGUUUCUGAUGAGAAGAGUCUUGCACCUGAAACAUAUGAUGGAAAUGAUGAACCCACUGCUGUUGAAUCUACAAUGCCACUUCCUGAUGACACCUCGAAACAUACUUCUGAUAUAAUGGCCGAGACCAUCAAUCUUCCAGAGGCUGCUACUGUUUCUUCAUCUUGCAUUCCAGCACCUGAAGACAGGAAACUGGAAUUUGACUCGUAUAGCGUAUAUUCGGAGGGGAAAACUGAUGAAAUCAUUGUUAAACAGAGCCUUGAUUCUAAGAUAGAGAGUUCUGCCAAACACAUUGAUAAUAUCGUCCAUGCUGACAAUGAAGUUGCAGUUCACGUGUCAAGGGAUUGUGAUAAGGAAGUUGUUACCAAUGGUUUCGAUGGUACAAUUCCGAUAUCUGAGGAUGCAAAUGGCGUGGAGCAGAAUGAGCAUUCGAAAUUACUGAUGGUAGAAUGCAUUUCUGGUUUUGGCAAGUCAGUCCUCGAGUCUGAAGAAGCAAAAAUUUACCAUGCUAUUGCCGAAGAUGCGACCAAUCAAACUUCUCCAUCAUCUCCACGAAGUGCGCAACGUGCUGCAAAUGGCCAUCAUGAUGUUGCAUCCAAUGUCAGUCAAAGUAGUCCUUCCCGACGCGGAGACGAGAUGGAUGCUUCCGGAGAAGUCUCGGCUCCAAUUGAUGAAAAUUAUCAUACUGAUUGCAAUGAUGCUUCCAAAAAUGAAAAAUUGCUGCAGUGCAUGCGCAUGUCCACGGAGGUUGUCUCAGCAGGUUCCGAGGUUGCCGUUACCAUCAUUCCUGAUCAGAGAAACAUCAACUGCAACACAAUCUGAUGUAUAUCCUAAAGGUAAUAUAGUUACUAAUAUGGCGCAGUUGAAUAUACCAAACCGUCUGGAUCUUAACACAUUCUAAAUUCUAAAGUGGAUCUUCACCAUGUUUCUACCGGAGGAGUGAAUCAAACGUUAAUCCGAGGUUAUAAGUUUGUUUAACCGAUCUCCUUUUUGUUAGCGGUCUAGGUCAAGUGUCCUUUCUGAAUGGCAGAUACUAAUCAAGGUUAGUAUAGAAUUUCAGAUGGUGCAAAACGUGGAAGAAUUAACAAUUAGAGGCUGGAUGAUGGAUGCCUUUCCCAUGGCAGGCUAGCUUUGGGUAAUUCUUUUUGCUAUGUACAGGGCAACUAGCUUAAUGCCAUUUGAAGGUUUUUUGU